CUCUCCAUCGUCUGUGGUGCUUAGCCAAAUUAAAUUUCUUUAUUUAUCAUUUGCUUAAGAAUGGAAGGUGGCUCAGUUCCCGUGCCAACAAGAAAGUUAAUUUAGAGACGGAAUAUGCGACUUGUAAAACACUGAAUGCAGGAACCAGGAUGACAAACAAAUUACAUCUAUAGAUCAUGGAGCAUGUACAGUCAGUGAAAACUUUGUUGUGGGAAUAGAUUCUUGUCAUUGUACCUGGCUACAGUGAUGUGUAGGAGAAUAUGUCUGCAGAAAAAUCGUUACUGACAUUGGACUAUGUACACCUAAAAGGCAAGCAAUAUUCAAGAGAACAUGGAAAGCGAUUUCAUAAUCGUACGUUAGGUGAUGUUGAUAAACGACACCAGAUAGUUCCACCCAAGUCCAGCCAUAAAUUGUUUUCAACAAUGAUGUCGCUGGAAUUUGAAGAAGCGAGAGCGGUGAAUGAUAUGACGGCUCAGCAUAUUAUUCGCAAUCAACGCACACAAAUCAAGAAUACAUUUCAUAAUAAACUCAGAAGCUGUCAACUUGAUGAGUGGCGUAGCACUCCUUUCUCUCAAAAUAAAGUGAAGAAAAAGUCAUUGAAGUGCAACGAAAGACCAGCAACAGCCAGUCAACUGAACACAAUGAAUAUCGUCAUGGCGCCCUCUGUGUCGGUUAGACCAUUUUCAACAGGACCAAGAAUAAGAACAGUUGCUAAAAAGCCAGCAAAGAAAAAUAUGUAUGUGCGUGUUGAAAAUAAAAAUACUGGAGGGUUCAGAGACAUUGAUAUUCGCAAAGUAGCAAAGGAAUUACGUAACAGCUGGGUGGACGAGGAUAAACCUCAUGAUGUAAAGACACCACGAAAAAGGGUAAAGAGUCUAGAGCUACCACGAUAUGACAUGUUUUCAGGACAGUGGCUUAGCUUUGCUGGUGGUGGAUCAGAGGAAGGCGGAGUGCUAGAUGCUUUUCUUGGUACCGGCAAGGAUGUGGAUGAAUACUACAAUAUUGAAGGACAAGUUGGCAGUGUGGUUGUCAAUCAGGUUACCAAUGGCAACAAGGUACAGGUGUGCAUCAAUGGCAAACUGCAGUCAGAUGACAUGAAAGUCAAAAAGUGGAAAUCAGAAGAAAGUCAAGAUAAAUUUCCAACACGACAGUCUGAUUCGCCAAUCCCUAACAUCACCCCUGGUCUGGUGAAGUCACUGGAAGAUCGUUUACCUCUUAGUUGGGAAGACCAAAUCACUCGAUCUUCUGUUAAAAUUUUAGAACCAACAGUACUACAACCAGCUAAAGUGAAAAAGGACACAUCUGAAAGACAUCCUGUUGUUUUCCAAAAACUAGUAUCAGAUGAUAGACCUCGGGCUGGGCUUAUUAAACCAAACUCAUAUCGUGUGCGCUCGCGUACUAAAAACAAACGCACCUUCAAUGGAAUGGAAAGUCUAAAUAACCACAUCACCGUGGUUACUGUUGAUCAACAUGAUGAUGAUGCUGACUCUUUGACUUCAGAAGAUUAUCAUGAAAUUUUGCGGCAACGUAUAACAGCUGGACAAAAGCCCCAUGAGGAUAAAAAAGAAGAAUCCAAAGAACAUAAAUAUGAAACUAAAUGUGAACUAAAGAAGUCAAGUCAAAAUGUUCUGCGAAGUACAUCUUCAACAUCGUAUUACAGCCUCAGUAAGGAAAAUCUAGCCUCAUUGGCUGCACCAGGAGUGCCUAUGACCCCGUCAGGAUUCGCUGCAGCAUCAAGUUAUGUGAACCUCAUUGCCCAAGGAUCAAAUCCAAACCUACAGAGUCGUCCAGCAUCUAGCGUUGGCAGUAACAGAGUUCAGAGGUCCAGUAGUUCAAAAUGCAGUUAUUCACAUGAGGAAAGACAGAGUCAAAGUGCCACAACACAGCACCAACAGUUAGCUAAGCAAGGUCAUCUUCUACGCAGUGGUGUGUCAAGCAUCAGCAAUGGGAUGCAAGAUCGAGAAAAAGAAUUUGUGUCCAUUUCCCAACAGAUAAGACUGCCCUCAGGAGUGCCACUGAAAAAGCAAGAAAGCUCUCCAGAUUUCCAUUUGAAAUUGUCUUUACCAGAAAAACAUCCUGAUUAUUCUGAUGAUGAAUUGGAUGAAUCAAUUGGAAAACUUUCACAUGGUAACAGUAUGGAAAGCUUAGAUUCCAUGAUGGCAAAUGGAAAUGAUGACAUAUUAGAUCAUGAGCAUCACAGCUGCACAUGCACGCUAGAGGCCAAAAUGGCAGUGUCUGCUGCUUUGUCAGGGGCUCCACAUCAGCUGAUGCCUUCCACUAUAAUCAAUGUUAGUCUUCCAUCAGUCCAGAUGAGUACCAGUGACUCAUUGUCAGAUCUGGAACCUGGUGCACAAUUUCAUCAUGGUUCAAGCAAAUUUUCACAUGGGUGCAUCAUAGAGGAAUCGACGGAGGAGCUUAUUGAAGCCAAUAAUGCAAUAAAAAGUACAGAAACCAAAGAAUCAUUUGCUCUUUCAAACACCAAAGCAGAAGUUGAAUUAGAUGUAAAUAAAAAUGAAGUGGAUAUGAUUAUUAAUAAAGUCGAUGGGCUUUCUAUUACUCCAGACUCAUUUCAGACCAAACAAGAAACACAAACACUGGCAAAGAGGCCAAGAAGUGUCAAAUUUCAAGAUGAAGUGGUUGUCAACACUCCAAGUGUGCCAACAAAUUCCCCAAGAGCUAUCGAUCUGGAUGGAGUCUCAGACUUCAGCUUCCAAUAAGCUGGCAGUUUGUUGCCAGCAAAGAAAGGUUGUACAAAGAUUUUCUGCAAAGAUUCAUUGGAUUGAUUUCAGAUGUAAACUUGUAAUUGGCAAAUGCUAAGGAACUUCUCAAAUUUUAUUUUAAAUAGCAAAUUGGGUAAGAAAGAAAUCUUUACUGACAGGUGGUCGGUCAUUCUUUUGACAGAUGGUAGUAACCCUACCCAAUUCCACCACUAGUUGAUAGAUAUAUCACCUCAGAUGUCUGAAAAUAACAAUCCCAUGCCACUGUCUCUAGCAUAGAAAAUAAUUCUAUGGACCACAAUGGAUCUGAAUCCUGAAUGUCUGUCGCCAAAAUAACACAAUCUAACUAUAAGUAAUCAAAACCCCUUCCCCGUAACCAAAUGAACCUAAGCCGGUUAAACAUUAGUGUUUAAAUUUCUUAAAGAGACCAUGUUUUUGAACAAAUUAAACUUCCCCAUAUGCACUUUACAUUGAUUGAAUAAAUGUCUGUGAAUUAAAUAGAAUUCAAUUAAAUUAUUAAAAACCACUCCAUUAUUAUUUUAUUAUCUUCUUUAUUAUUUUCAUUAAUGUCACUUAUUACAUUUAUUUUGUUGGACGUUUUAUUAGAAUUAAGAGUAUUGAUUUCGGUUGACAAAAAGUAUACUGUAUUCUAUUCUUAAUGCAUAGGAAAUGACCACUGUCCCGCUACUGUUUUGUCUUUCAUCCGUUAUAUUGAUAGUGUCAUUGACACUCAUUACAUUUUAUAAGAAAUUUGAAUAUAUUUAUGAAAUAUGAGAACACUAUAAGCUUCCACAAAAUGACUAGAUGAUUUGAUGCAAUAAAGAUGUGUUGUAAUAGUUAGUCUGCAUUUAUAAAGACUGGUAGCUAUUUAUAGAAUUCAUCAGUUCCUGUAGUACGGUCUAUAGCACACCUUCCAACCCUACGUUGGCAGUUUCAAAGACUUCCUCUCACCAAUGCAUCUACGUUUUCCUUUUUUGAUAGAGUUCUUGAAUUGAAGUUGCAUUUUGGCUGAGCUACUUUUUGAAAAUUUACAUUUUUGUGAACAAAAAAUUCAGGGCCACGGUGCUAGUUCUUGAUUUGGUUAUAGUUAAACUUGCCUAGGUCGACUUUGCUUAAAUCAAAUAAUUUUUAAGUUGAUCUUAUUUUACAUACCAAAUUGUUGUGUUUUCACUUAAUUAACCAUCUAUAAGUGGAAUUUUAUCUAAGUAGAACAAUUUUUUUAAUGCCAUUUUGGAUUCGACUUUGGCAAGUUCAACUAUAUAGUAGGCCUACAAACCUACCAUACCAUGUUUAUACAUCAUGUUUGUGUUAUAAAUAAGCAAUUGCCAAAAGCUUUCUUAAUUAUUAUGAAAUACUUGUCUUUGUAUAUUAUGCUUUCAUUUUGUAGUAUUCAUUAUACAAUAUACAACUAUACCGUGUAAAUAUUAAUAUAAUUUCUGUUAUUUCAUGUUUUCUGUGUCAUAAUAUGCAGAAAAUCAUUGUGCUGUGUUAUUUUAACCGGUGGAUUAAAGGAAACAAUUGGAAGUUUUUUGUGAAAGUGUUUUUGCCUAAAAUAGAACCUACAGUAUGUUUUAUCAAACCUUGCCAAAGAUAUCUAUGUAAAACUAUGCAUUUCUUCAGCAGUUUUGAGUUUUGAAUUAAAAAAUGUUACAUUUGGAUA
Molecule: messenger RNA, 4377 nt
Organism: Anneissia japonica
Lineage: Eukaryota; Metazoa; Echinodermata; Crinoidea; Comatulida; Comatulidae
Exons: 9
Coding region: 261-2717 (818 amino acids)
Source: RefSeq, a predicted model, not a curated record